Messenger RNA from Myotis brandtii (Brandt's bat), 2526 nucleotides. It is a transcript of the gene UBE3D, whose product is annotated as ubiquitin protein ligase E3D. The record is from RefSeq and is a predicted model, not a curated record. Gene Ontology annotation, biological process: protein monoubiquitination; protein polyubiquitination; protein autoubiquitination. The transcript is spliced from 10 exons. Lineage: Eukaryota; Metazoa; Chordata; Mammalia; Chiroptera; Vespertilionidae. Bases 92 to 1594 code for a protein of 500 amino acids. Gene Ontology annotation, molecular function: cyclin binding; ubiquitin conjugating enzyme binding; ubiquitin protein ligase activity. Gene Ontology annotation, cellular component: nucleus; ubiquitin ligase complex; cytosol.
AGAAUUCUGCUCUUGGGCCUCCAGGGGACUGUGCCUGCCUGUAUUAGCUACCUCUCUUCCAGCCUUAUCCCUAUCCACGUUAGCCAAAGGAAUGCACGCCCCGUCUGAUUUUAAGGUCAUUUCCAAGGAGACUAACGCAUCAGGUCACACCCACAAGAAGCAGAGUGGGAGGACAAUUGGCUCUCCCACCCACCUUCACAGUGCUCAGACCCCAAACCGCUCUGAAAACGCUCACGCCCCCCAGAUCGAGUCCUCCAGGCAGCGCACUCUCCGCCCGGCAGGUGGCGCUGUGGGCGGGCUGGCAGUUUCAGCCGAGCGAGCAGAUCCCGGAAUCCCGUGCCGCCGCCGCCGGUGCUGCUUGGGUUUGAGCCGCACGUGCAGAGGCGCUCCUGGCCCCGGUGGUGGGUUGGCUGGGACCUCCGUAUGGGCGCCCGCCAUGGCCCCGCCGGCAGAGACGCGCGUGUUCCUGGAGGUGCGGAGACGGCUGCAGAGCGCGCUGCUGAUCCUGGGAGAGCCCAAAGAAGGAGGUAUGCCCAUGGAUAUUACCAUAACUCCCUCCUCGCUCCAGGUGAAAACCCCUGGAGGCUGCACAGAGAUCUGCCUUCCAGCAGAGGUCAGGCUUGUGCCUUCCUCUGGCCAUGGGCUGCAGUACGUGGCUGGAGAUGGACUACACCUGCGGCUGCAGGCGCGGACGGAAUUCAGCACAAAGCUGACUUCAAUGUUUAAUCAAAGCUCAGAAGCCCAAGACUGCUGCACAUUUUAUUGCCAGUCCUGCGGUGAAGUCAUAAUAAGGGACAGGAAGCUCCUCAGGGUGCUCCCGUUGCCGAUGGAAAACUGGGGAGCUCUAGUUGGAGAAUGGUGUUGCCAUGCGGACCCCUUUGCUAAUAAGCCCCUUCAUCCUCGAGAGAACGACUGUCUUAUUGGAGACGCUUUCUACUUGGUGAAUUUAAGAAGUGAUACGUGGCAGCCAAGUCCUCAAGUAGCUCCAGGGGAGAUGCACUGUCCGUCUUCCGAGAACCAUUUUAAAUCGAAACCAAAGGCAAAUACCAAAGUAAUUUGUAAGCGUUGCAAGGUAAUGUUGGGAGAGACCAUGUCAUCAGAAACCAUUAAGUUUUAUAUGACAGAGGUGAUUAUGCAGCCAUCUGAGAGAAAUUUUCCCAUCAUACCAAGGUCUCAGUUUGUACAGAGCACUGUCGCUCAGUGCCUAGUGGAACUCUCCUCUGCUAGAAGCACUUUUAGAUUCAGUGUUCAAGGUCAUGACAGCAAACCGUACAUCUUGCUAUGGCUUUUAAACUCAGACAGUUUGGUGAUUGAAUCUUUGGCGAGUUCCAGAAGUGUCAAAAAGUUUCCCUUGUUGGAAGACAUAUCGAAGGCAGAUUCCAGUUCUGCUCAGAAUGCUGUCAAAGUCCUCUACCAGCCAUGCAUCAAAAGUAGGAAUGAAAAGCUUGUCAGCUCCUGGGAAAGUGACAUCAGCGUCCACUCUCUGACCCUGCCCUCUGCAACCUGCUUGGAGCUGCUGCUGAUAUUAUCAAGGAAUAACACCACGCUGCCUCCGUCCCUUCGCUGUAUGAAUUCCUUUCAGAACUUGAUAUAGAGACUCAGCAGGAAGUUGAUAUGGAAACUCAGCAGGUGCCUUUCUUACCAGCACUGCAUGAAGAGGAACAUCCUUCUGAAUUACUCAACAUAAAGCAGAUGCUUUCUGCCCUGCAUGAUUCUUUUCCCUUCCACCUAACAAGCGUCAUUAAAUGCAUGCCUCCUCUGGCUGUGUUCGGGGACUUAAGAACCACUAAGAGUGGAGUGCUGUUACUUCUGUUGCUUACUCUUUCCCCCCAGAAAGGCCUAGGUUGACCUUCUCAACUGUCCCAUACUUCCUGGUCUUUAUCUCUGAUCUACAUCCCAUCUCUGCCUGAUAUUGGCACAGUCCCCAAUUUAUUAUCACCCCUGAACCAAAACUUUCUAAACAAUUAUGAUUGACUUUAUGAUGUUUGUUUCUGUGUUAUUUAAAAUGAUUGUGAAAUUAGAUGCAUUUGAUCUGGGCCUUAUUAAAUAGUCAGAACAUGUCUUGUGCCUAUGCCUGUAUGAAUUAAAAAAUUUUAAAACACUGAGUUUUAGGAUUGAUCGCUGCUGAUGAUUGAGUGUGGUUAAAAGCAUUGGCAUGACCUGAGGAGAAGCUGGUAUAGUUGCCAAGAGUGACAAGGAGCUGGACUUGCCCAGGGAUCUUUAGGACGCAGAAUUCUGCUUAUGGGAGUUCUGAGCAGUUAUUUGAACCAAUGGGAAAGAGACCUGGGUUACUUCACAGCAAUACAACUUUAGUGUCAAUUAAAACUUUUAUUUUUUUCUUUAAAGUGUAUGCGAAUCAUUUAAAUUACUCUAUGAUUCAUUUUAGAAGGACUAAUUGGCUCCUUCUGUAAAAUGGUAAUGUCUGGCCAAAGAAUCUUUUUAGAUCAACAUGCGUCCUUAUUGACCACACUUACCCAGCCAUUUCAUCAUGUUAGAUAAGUAAAGCGCUGGGGGGUUUUCUUCCUU